Molecule: messenger RNA, 2234 nt
Organism: Spodoptera frugiperda (fall armyworm)
Lineage: Eukaryota; Metazoa; Arthropoda; Insecta; Lepidoptera; Noctuidae
Gene: NGR-A13
Product: G-protein coupled receptor dmsr-1
Exons: 6
Coding region: 399-1646 (415 amino acids)
Biological process (GO): G protein-coupled receptor signaling pathway
Cellular component (GO): membrane
Molecular function (GO): G protein-coupled peptide receptor activity
Source: RefSeq, a predicted model, not a curated record
GCGCGGCGGUCGGAUCGCGAGCGCCCAGCAGUUCGACUCUUGAGCCCGUUGCCGCCACACGCACCGAACACAACCAAUACUAUUUCCACAUUUUCCGACGCGUCGCGCACCUCUAAACUCUCUUGUUUGUGAAUGAACUGCCAACCAUGAAACCGUGUGUUAUCGAGUACAACACUCGGUAAGUUGUUUAGCUAUUACUCUAAACGAUUUAUUAACAACUUGUUGAAUACGAGUUUUGUUGUUCCUAUUGUGGUUAUCGCCGGUUUUGUUUGGAUAUUCAUCUUGUAUUUGUUAUGACGACGAAGUGCGUAACGAGGUAGUUGGAGUAGUUCGCGACGAGGCCGCCGUCACUGCAGGGCCGAUGACCAGCCGGUGUGGGCCACGAGCGCACCGCGAGCAUGUCAAACUCGACCGACGCGUACUGCGUGCCUGGCGCCACCAACUUCAACAAGGCGUACAGCCGCCUGCACGGCUACAUCGCGCUGGUGAUAUGCAUCGUCGGCUCGGCCACCAACUCCAUCAACAUCGCGGUGCUAAGCCGCCGCGAGAUGACCAGCCCCACCAACUCCAUCCUCACCGGCCUCGCCGUCGCAGACCUUCUAGUCAUGUUGGAGUAUAUCCCCUACGCGCUACAUAUGAACAUCAAAAUAGGACCUCAAGUUAACAAGAAUACAUACACUUGGACGGUUUUCGUGUAUUUCCACUCAAUAUUCAGUCAAACGUUUCAUACCAUUUCCAUUUGGUUGGCGGUGACUCUCGCUGUGUGGAGGUACGUCGCGAUCGCAUUUCCCCAGCGGAAUAGCACCUGGUGUAAUAAGAAAAAUACAACUCUCGCUAUAGUAAGCGCCUAUGUGAUAUGCCCGUUUUUGUGUCUUCCGAUAUAUUUCGCGAUGAAUAUAGUGCCCAGUGAAGUGACUGCCCAUAACAAUUCAGAAUUCGCAGAAGAUCUCGAUCUACCGGACAAUCGGACCGUUUAUGUUUUAGAAAUGUCGAGAAACGUACAAUUAGUAACAGCAAUAAUGUGGAUUUAUAGUGUAAUAUUGAAACUGGUGCCAAGUAUAGCGCUGUCGAUAUUAAGUACUUGUUUGAUAUCAAAGUUAACAACAACGGAGCGCAAGAGGCAGAAGCUUCUAAAGCGUUCAACAAUUGGCCCAAACGAGCCAGAAAAGCAGUGCCUAGCGACGGAGGAGUCGUGUGCGCGGCGGUCCAGUCGCACGGACCGUACGACGCGCAUGCUCCUAGCAGUGCUGGGUCUGUUCCUGUCCACUGAGGUACCUCAGGGUCUCUUGGGGCUGGCGAGUGCGUUGGCGCCAGACUUCUUCAAGAGCUGUUAUAAUAUGUUUGGUGAUUUAAUGGACGUGUUAGCACUGUUCACAUCAUCAGUGAACUUCGUGCUAUACUGCAGCAUGAGUCGGCAGUUUCGGUGCACAUUCGCCAGACUGGCACGAAGGAUGCUGUCUGCCACUGAAGAACCAGCCAAGCUAUCCAAUAAGUUAGAACCGACCACGCAGGUAUCUCAAUGUCACCGGGCCACUAUAGCGCCAAAUUCCCGCCCUCAUCAGGGUGGUAGAAGAGAGUAUUAUAUAAAUAACGAUACAGGUACCAUCGCUCUCUAUAACUUCGACAGUCUAAUUCGUAAAUAUUGAUAGCAAUUAGUGUAUUUAAUGUAUUGUAAUUAUGAUCCUAAUUAUGUAGUCACGUUACUAGUUCUGUAAAUACUGUAAGCCAAAUCUAGUCAUAAGGAUAUAUAAAUAAAUUUGUAUAUUAGUUUUUGCGUCAUAUGAGCCGCGACGCAAAAACUAUUUCAAAUAAUUAUCUGUAAAUAUAAUUCAUAAAAGUAAUGUUUAAUUGUAAUACAUUUUAGCCUGGAAUAAUGUAGAUUUACUUAGGGUCCAAUGAUAUGUAUAAUUUAAUAUAAAAAUGUAAAUAAAUAAUCGUUUAAUUUUGUGAAUAAUUGCAUUUAUAUGGAACUUCUCUGUGGACAAUUGUGUUGUUUAUGAAUAGUAACGAAUUUAUAUAAUGAAUUGUCGAAUAUAGUUUUUAUAAAUAAUUAGUUUUAAGUCCUAUGUAAUAUUUUUUUAUGUAUGCUGAUCUGCUCUUCUCGAACUUAAUGUAAUGUACCUAACUGCUUAGUCACCAAAACAUGUACCAAAGUUAUAUUAAGGUAAAACCUACGUGUUCAUUGUUCGCACCAUUAUUGUCAUAUUAAACCGAUUAUUUCUAUUAAUUUCCAA